Molecule: messenger RNA, 4431 nt
Organism: Erinaceus europaeus (western European hedgehog)
Lineage: Eukaryota; Metazoa; Chordata; Mammalia; Eulipotyphla; Erinaceidae
Gene: AK5
Product: adenylate kinase 5
Exons: 14
Coding region: 409-2097 (562 amino acids)
Biological process (GO): nucleoside triphosphate biosynthetic process; ATP metabolic process
Cellular component (GO): cytoplasm; cytosol
Molecular function (GO): AMP kinase activity; ATP binding; nucleoside diphosphate kinase activity
Source: RefSeq, a predicted model, not a curated record
GCAGCGUGACUGGCCGCCGCUGCAGACCCGCUCGGCAGAGGCGCAGAGCGCAGCGCGCUGGGCGGGAGAGGCGGGCGCCAGUCGCGAGGUCCUCCCGCCUCUGCUCCUUUCUCCCCUUCCUCGGUGGCCGCUCGGCCAGGGAACCCGGGAAGCCACUGCUCCGAACCCGCAGCUUGGGGGCGCGGGGACCGGCACCGCGGCGAGGGCGGCUGAGACCCGGGCUCCCCGAGCGAGGCGGAGAGGACUCCGGCUUCGGCGGGCAGAGCUGAGCGUGUGUUUGCGCGUGAGAGCGAGGGCUGCACCCCUGCUCCGCGCGGACCCCUCCCGCCCCAGCCCGAGUCGCCGCAGCCCAGCGCCGCCCAGCCCAGGAGCCUCCCCGCGUGCGCCCCGGGGCACGCGAGCACAGCCAUGAAUACCAACGAUGCCAAGGAAUAUCUGGCCCGGAGGGAAAUCCCUCAGCUUUUCGAGAGCCUUUUGAAUGGACUGAUGUGUUCUAAGCCUGAAGACCCAAUAGAAUACUUGGAAAGUUGUUUACAAAAAGUAAAGGAAUUAGGUGGCUGUGACAAGGUGAAAUGGGACACAUUUGUGAGCCAGGAAAAGAAGACCCUGCCUCCACUCAAUGGAGGGCAAUCACGGAGAUCCUUUCUAAGAAAUGUGAUGCCUGAAAAUUCAAACUUUCCAUAUCGGCGAUAUGAUCGACUCCCUCCAAUCCAUCAAUUCUCCAUAGAAAGUGACACGGACCUUUCUGAGACUGCAGAGUUAAUUGAGGAAUAUGAGGUUUUUGAUCCUGCUAGACCUCGACCAAAAAUCAUUCUUGUCAUAGGCGGCCCAGGAAGUGGAAAGGGCACCCAAAGUCUGAAAAUCGCAGAGCGUUAUGGAUUCAAGUACAUUUCUGUGGGAGAAUUAUUAAGAAAGAAGAUCCACCAUACCAGCAGUAAUAGGAAAUGGAGUCUUAUUGCCAAAAUAAUUACAACUGGAGAACUGGCCCCACAGGAAACAACAAUUACAGAGAUAAAACAGAAAUUGAUGCAAAUGCCCGAUGAAGAGGGCAUUGUCAUUGAUGGAUUUCCAAGAGAUGUUGCCCAGGCUCUAUCUUUUGAGGACCAAAUCUGUACUCCUGAUUUGGUGGUAUUUCUGGCUUGUGCCAACCAGAGGCUCAAAGAAAGAUUGCUGAAACGUGCAGAGCAGCAAGGGCGGCCUGAUGACAAUCUGAAGGCAACCCAGAGGAGACUUAUGAAUUUCAAGCAGAAUGCUGCUCCACUGGUUAAAUACUUCCAGGAAAAGGGGCUCAUCAUGACAUUUGAUGCUGAUCGAGACGAGGACCAGGUGUUCUAUGACAUCAGUGUGGCAGUUGACAGCAAGUUAUUUCCAAACAAAGAGGCUGCAGCAGGCUCAAGUGACCUUGAUCCUACAAUGCUCUUGGACACUGGGGAGAUUGUGGACACAGGAUCUGAUUAUGAAGACCAGGGUGAUGACCAAUUAAAUGUAUUUGGAGAGGACACAAUGGGAGGUUCUGUGGAAGAUUUGAAGAAGUAUAAAAUUAUUUUCAUGAUUGGUGGCCCUGGCUCUGGCAAAGGCACUCAGUGUAAGAAGCUGGCAGAGAAGUACGGUUUCACUCAUCUCUCCAUGGGUGAGCUCCUGCGGAAUGAACUGUCAUCAGAAUCUGAAAGAAGCAAAUUGAUCAGAGACAUUAUGGAACGUGGAGACCUGGUGCCCUCAGGCAUCGUUCUGAAGCUCCUGGAAGAGGCCAUGAUGGCCAGCCUCAGUGACACCAAAGGCUUCCUGAUUAAUGGCUAUCCUCGGGAAGUGAAACAAGGGGAAGAGUUCGGACGCAGGAUUGGAGACCCACACUUGGUGAUCUGUCUGGACUGCUCCGCAGACACCAUGACCAACCGCCUUCUCCAGAGGAACCAGAGCAGCCCGUGUGCAGACGACAGCACCACCACCAUCGCCAAGCGCCUUGAAACCUAUUAUCGAGCAUCCAUCCCCGUCAUCGCCUACUACGAGACAAAAACACAGCUACACAAGAUAAAUGCAGAAGGAACUCCAGAGGAAGUCUUCCUUCAACUCUGCACAGCUAUUGACUCUAUUUUCUGAAGGCAGCAAUGAAUGUUUGUGCAGAAGAGUGGAGAAAGAGAAAAACGUUGAGAUUCAUCGUUUACCGCGAUGUUUCAAGUUAAACCACCGGUGUUCCCCUGACCCUUCUCCCUCCAAAUCCUGACACUGCUAUUUGCUUCCCAGCUUGACCUGUCAGAGAUGUAUGGACAUCAUGCAUGGUGUAUUUGGUCUUGUUCAACCAUUUCUUUAUAAUCCAGAGAGCUGUCUACACUCAUAGCAGUUUUCUGUCACUAGACUGCACCUUCAAACCAAGUUAGUAUGUGAAUAGCUGUGCCGUACCAAUCCAUUGUCAACUAGGCCCUCAGGACUUGCUGUAAUCUGAACAUUUGGUACUCUUGUUAAACAGGAGUUAGCAUCUGACACUCCCCAGGACAUUUUCCUUCCUCCCGCCAAGAUGUAAAUGCUAUAGCCUCACCAGGGCCCUUAAUAUGGAGGCAGGGUAGGGCAUCUUCCUCUGGUGACUGUCUCUUUUCCUCACCCACAAGCAGUUCAUAGAUUGGGCUGAUAAUGCUGUUGAUAAGAAACAUGAUAAAACUUAGAUCGAUUUUAAAAUGUGAAAUUGUGCAGCUUUUCCAAGAUAGCAAAACACAGACUACUGCCCUGUAACCAGUGGCCAGUUGGAAUACUGGCACAGUAGCUAAGAGCAAAUUGGGAAGACUGCCUGACCUAGCCUCCACUAAGCCUGGUGGCGCACAUCUGCAAUUACCAUUAUAACCCAAACCAAAGGUAACUUAACAGCAUGAUUGGUUAUUGUAUUCACUGGAUGAAUAUCAAUUUAUAAUUUCCAUUUUAAACGACCUGCCUAUUUACAUAUUAUUGCCAAGCAAGACAUACAGUAACAAAACUGUGGCAAGGGCAUGUCAGUAUGUGACAUAACCAGACUCCCACUGGUGUAUUUGUUUCACUGGGGCCUUUCAAGGGGUUUGCAAGCUAGCAUACUUACCCAUGUGUAAAAUCGUGUCUUCUUGCAACAAACCAGUAAAGUUUGGGUUCUCUUUUGUGCUAUCACUUGCCAAAUCAGAGCUUCUUAUAUAUUCUACUGGAAUAACUGCAUCUUUGACUCAGUCACUACAAACACCACUUUCAGUUUGCAUGACUCUUUGCUCUUCAGUGUUUGUGCAGAAGGGUUCAUUUUGGGGACAGAGUUGUAUUUUUAAAGUUUUUUUUUUUCUUGAAAUGGAUUAUGUAUAAAUAAAAAAGUGGAACACAGAGUAACUCUUUUUCUAUUUAUUUGUUAACUCACAUCAUUCUGGGAAGCAUUUGAAAUCUUGUUCCAAACAGAAUUAAAAGCAAACACAGUGAAUAGUUGAGAAUUAAGGUAGGCUCGUAUGGUUUUAAUUUUGGCCAUCGAUCAGUUUUGAGCUGUUACAGAGAGAACUCUCAGUGUACUCAUGAUACAUGAUGAUUUUCAGAUUUCCUCUUUCCUAGUAGUCAUUCUUAAGCAGAAAUGUCAGUGUUUGCUAAAGAAGAAACUAAAUUUCUUUGGUUACAAUCAUGCCUCUGUUAACAAGCAGCAUGUUCCUACAAGACACACAGUUAUCAAAAACUUGUAUGAUGAUGAUUCCAAGUUGUCAUACCCUCUCUAGAGGAGCAUAAGGAAAAUGAGAAGAGUUACAGGAUGAAAACUACCUGUUCUGGUAGGAAACAUAAAAUGACUCUUCAUAGGGAUUAACAUUCUUUAAACACAUACCACAUACUGGCAAACAGUGCAUGUCCACCACAGCUCUGACAGCCUGGAUAUGGGAGUAACAGCACAGGGCAGAGAUGAAUCCAGCCAUGGCUUUGAUGACUAGCUGACAGCUCUAAAGACUAUCUGGAGAUGCAAAUCAAGUCUUCUGCAUAACUGUUCACUUAACUUCACUGAUACUAAUGUCUUGAAAUGACAUCAUCACUUCAAAUUAGAGAAUUUUGAAGCAAGAAAGGCCAUCAGUGGUCUCUGCCUACCAGAAGACCUUGUAACAAGCCAAACUUGGAAGGUCAUCUUUCAGGCUCUCACCUGGUCUGGCCUGUACUCUCCCAACACCCAUUCCAUCAGCACUGUAUUUCCCCCAUAACCCUCCAGUUACACUAGCCCUCUUGUCUCCAAAAAUAAAUAAAUAAAGUAAGUAAGUUAUUUACUAGAUAGCACCUCGGUGUUAAUAACUUGCUACUUCUUCCCUAAUCCAUCUACAAGGUUAAUUUCAUCACUGCAGACUUCUGUUCAGAUUUACCCUUGUGUAGCAGAUUGGCCCCAUUCUUCCAUUAUAUUUUGCUUCAAGCACUAUCUUCACUAAUACUGUUUAUUCAUGAUUAAAUAUACUUUAUCUACUUGUU